UCAUCAUGUGACAUGUGGAGGAAAGCCUGUGGUCAGUGCUGAGGAAGACAGAUAGAGCUGUGAACACACAAAGCUCUUCAUCCAAACUCACAGAACAUCAGACGGACAGACGGCAGCUGCACAGACAGAUGAACACAGUACAAAAACUUCAUCAGUUUUUCAUCAUGCGAGCCAUCGUCAGCACCCUCCUCUUCCUCACGAUGCAGAACUGUGACGUCACAGGCAGCGGUUGCCAUGACGACAGAGACAAGGACCACCGUCCGCGUGUAAGUUGCGUGAAUCAAGGGCUGACUGCUCUUCCUGGAGGGAUCGAGCCGCUCGCACAAGUUCUGGUUCUCACGGGAAACCGCUUCACUUCUCUUUCCUGGUCUGAUUAUUCUGAAUUCACACACCUGUAUGAGCUGGAUCUGAGUCACAAUGACAUCGCAGCGCUGGAACCGCCAGGUCCGGUGCUGGAGAAGUUGAGUGUGUUGCGUCUGUCAGGUAACAGGUUGACUGGUUUGGGUGGCGGGGUGUUCCGUUGCGCUCCCAGUCUGAUGGAGAUUUACUUAAGUGGCAAUCGGAUUCGUUCUCUUCACGACGCCACCUUCAGUGAUUUGCAGCGUCUGGAAGUGAUCCAUCUUUCUGGAAACAAGCUUCCCGCCCUCCCAGUGCAUCUCCUGGAGCGAGUGUCCUCCGGCGGCCUGAAGACGUUUGACUUGGAGAACAACAGCGUCUCGCUGAUGCCUGAUGGGUUCUUCUCCUCGAAACCCGAGUUGCCAUAUGUUUACUUGUCCUACAACCCUUGGCUGUGCAGCUGUUCAGUGGGAUACCUCCACAGCUACCUGAAUGACCAGGACCAUAACGUCUACAAACACGGAGGUCCCAACGACAUCGUUCCGGGUGCGGAUAGCGUAUUAUGUGCCGGGCCACCUCACCUGAGUGGCCGGCCCAUUAUUGACCUGAAGGAGGACGACUUCUGCCCACCAGAACCAACGCUUCCUCUUCCCUUGUACUCCGGCGGAGACCUGGAUUCGAUAGACUUUGAUGUUAUGAGCCCGCCCGAUGCACAUGUGACCACCACUCACACCCCAUCCCACCCCAUCCCGUCGGUUGAGUCGUGGACCUACAUCUGGUAUGAACUCUGGACACAUAGACAGACAGAGUCCAAGUAUUGGUUCUGGUCAAAAGUGACUCCAACAGAGUCUAGUCCACUCACUUCAUCAGAACAUUUCACUGAAGAUUCCACCGCUGACACAAUACUGAUGACACAAUCAACCAUUUCGAACAGCACACGACCUCAGACAACCACUCUGACCCCUGACCGACCCACACCCCUAAAGACCACCCGGAGCAUCACUGCUCCACCCAGACAUCAAACCUCAACCGAAUCAACUUCUGUCCAACCCAAAGCCACGAGCACGGGUCCGCAGCGGCCUGAUGGAGCAGAUGGUCGUGUUGCGGGUGUCAGGGUGUUGCCGUGGUGCUGGUGGUUAUUCGCUGGGUUUGUGUUGCUGUGUUUGUUGUCUGCGCUCACUUGCUGUUUCCUGUUCCUGUGGCUCUUAAGGAACUACCUCCUUCUCUACCGCAGACUCCAGCGUUACGGCCCGAGGCGCUCGGAUGGCGACGGGGUCACCUUGCGAGCGUACAGACGCGCUGAAAGCACAGAGCCACUAGGAGAGGAGAGCGAGGAUAGGGUGACGUUUUUAACACCAGAGCAGAUUAAAGACACUCAAACCGUGUUCCGCAGCGUUCUGUACAUCUCUAAAGAAGAACGUGAGUCACUGAGGGAUGUCCAAACAGGGGAUAACGGAAGAGACACAUCUAUCACAGCAGCAGAGCGAGAGAGAGCUGUGACGUUCAGGAAAACUCUGUACAGAGUGAUAAGUGAAGAACAGUCACACAACAGAUGGACGGAAGAAGACGAGCACUGGGACGAGAACGCAGAGAGAAGAACCACUCGCUACAGUCUCAUUCUGAAAGAAAACACAGGAAGAGAGACAAACGUCGAGUGGCUGAUGGGGGAAUGGGAGAUGGGAGAAAGGGGCGUGGUUUAUGAGAGAGAUCCCGCUCUCUGAUCAGACAGGAGGACAGCGUGUUGCCUUUCUCGUCUUCCCUGGAAUGAACCGCUUGUCAUUUGAUGAGGAUGAGCAUAGAUUGAUCAUAAUAAAUUGUUUUGAAGACAAUCCAUGCUCUUCUUGUAUAGAGAUGAUAAUAGAAAUCAACAUUCAUCAGGUUAUGUUCUAACUCCAUCAUCAAACCUGAUUUAGACUUGACAAUGGUUCACUGAAACCAUCAAUACAUGUGACCGAAGAAAAGAACAGAAGACAAAUAGAUGCUGUUUUUAAAACUUUUUAACAAAUUAUUAUUUCAUCUCACCCUAAUCAUUAAUUUUCAAAACACAUUAAAAUGAUUUCUAAAUUUGAUUGCAGCUCUUGUUUUGAUUUCCGCAAGAAAAUGAUCAAGUGUCAAACAAUACCGAAGCCAUCUUCAUACUGUCUGUAGUAUUGCCAACACGAAUCUUGUGCCAGCAAAUCUCAACUCAACUCAAUUGUUACAAAGCAGCUGUACAUGAAAGAACAACAAAGUGAACACACACAGAACACAGACACGCACACAG
Molecule: messenger RNA, 2599 nt
Organism: Triplophysa rosa
Lineage: Eukaryota; Metazoa; Chordata; Actinopteri; Cypriniformes; Nemacheilidae
Product: platelet glycoprotein Ib alpha chain
Exons: 3
Coding region: 129-2057 (642 amino acids)
Molecular function (GO): protein binding
Source: RefSeq, a predicted model, not a curated record